Radiomyces spectabilis is the source of this 853-nucleotide messenger RNA. Its product is annotated as 40S ribosomal protein S13. Bases 33 to 488 code for a protein of 151 amino acids. Gene Ontology annotation, biological process: translation. Gene Ontology annotation, cellular component: cytosolic small ribosomal subunit; ribosome; nucleolus. Gene Ontology annotation, molecular function: structural constituent of ribosome; small ribosomal subunit rRNA binding. The transcript is spliced from 3 exons. Lineage: Eukaryota; Fungi; Mucoromycota; Mucoromycetes; Mucorales; Radiomycetaceae. The record is from RefSeq and is a predicted model, not a curated record.
CUUUUUCCCUUCAACUUUCUCAAUUAGCAAACAUGGGUCGCAUGCACACUCCUGGUAAGGGUAUCUCUGGUAGUGCCCUCCCCUACCGCCGCACUCCCCCUUCGUGGGUCAAGACCACCACCGAAGAGGUUGUCGAUAUCAUCUGCAAGAGUGCCAAGAAGGGUAUGUCCCCUGCUCAGAUUGGUGUCAUUCUCCGUGACUCCCACGGUAUCCCCCAGGUUCGCAGCGUCACUGGUAACAAGAUCCUCCGUAUCCUCAAGUCCAACGGUCUCGCUCCCGAGGUCCCCGAGGAUUUGUACCACUUGAUCAAGAAGGCUGUCUCCAUCCGUAAGCACUUGGAGCGCAACCGCAAGGACAAGGAUUCCAAGUACCGCUUGAUUUUGAUCGAAUCUCGUAUCCACCGUCUUGCUCGUUACUACAAGACCUCCGGCCAGUUGCCUCCCAACUGGAAAUAUGAAUCUGCCACUGCUUCUGCUAUGGUUGCUUAAAUCCGGUCUGCGGUCUCAACGACGCUUCGGCGCUGGUGUUCCAUAUCUUUUUCCUUGCAUUAGGAAUAGUAGAUACAUUGUCGAAAAAGAAAGUUCAAUGGCCCCAAUAGUUGUUAAUAAAAAACACGAUUGGUUAGUGCCGUUUUUAUGCUGUUGUUCAGGUUUGCUUUUGUAUGUGAUGUUCCUUUGAUAAUGUAUGAUGGUCGAUCCCAAUGAUGACAGCUUUUUUCAAAAACUUUACUUGAAAACACACCAUGUGAGUUUAUGUAUUCACACUGACUGAGGGAUCAAUCAAUACCAUUCAUCAUUAUUUGUUAUGAACUAUUCAUGUUACAAUAAAUAAAAAAAAGACAAUUCACCUCUCA